UAAAAAGAACAAAUUAUAUGCAGCCUUGUGAAUUGUGUGAUGAGUUUCGGAGGUUAUAUCAAAGAGGUGGCUGCAUUCCGUGCUUAUUACCGACUGUGGAGGUUAAUAAUCGGAUACUGCUUUGAGCUUAUUUAUUUUUAAAUCCCCCAGCAUCACCUAUUGUUAUGGAUUUUAAAGUAUUUAAACAUAGUAUCACUCAACUGUAGUUUAUCCUCCGCAAUGAUAAAUGAAAUAAAUUCCUAACGUUUUCGCAGUUGCAUGUUCAACUUUGAAUUUAUUUUUACUUACGUAAUUAUGAUUCAGAGUAGAUCAUAAAAAAAUUCGAAUUCAUCUAUAUAAUUAUACCUUUCUCUUGUUAACCUUUAAGUUUAUUCCAGUUAUUAUUUCUUUUAAGAGUUAUUACGCGGUUAUAUGCUUCCAUUUCUCGAAGCUAAUAAAGAUUUACGCACUAUGUAGUAGAGGUUGCUACGUAGUAAACGAAAUGCUGUGAUCUAUUUACUAAUAUGUUGUGCACUAACGGUUUUAUGAAAUAUCAUUUAGCAAUGGAAAUUGAUUAACAGUGAUAUAAUGAUGGACCUGGAUAUUUGAAUCAAUUCCAAUGUAGUCUCUAUGUGAGAGGUGGCAUGAUUUUCACAAAGAACUAUUAACUUUUAUGUUUGUAUUUGAUGCUUUUCGAUAACUUGUGUUGUGCUCGCUAAGUUGUGUAGAUAAAUCAUGUAUAUACGAACAGGCUAAAAACCUGGCGAUGGAAAACUCUUCUGCACCUGCCAAGAAAAUUUAUUAAGUCAGAAAACAGUACCUGUCAAAUGAUUAAACUUUAAGAAUUUUCAACUAAAUCAGCUUAUUACCGAUACAACUGUGCUAAGCUUCUUUAACCUCUUCAUAUGCUUGAGAAACAACAGUUGUUGGCAAAAAAAUUACAAGGGGUUCUUUAAGAAAGCAGCUUUUGAUUAAAAACUACAAAAAUUAAGCUCGGCAUAAUUACUUUCUCCAAGAUCUGUAAUAACGUUCUGUACAAAUGUGGACAAACAGUCAAAAAGAUGUCCUAGAAAGUCAUUUGAACGGAUCUAGUGGACAAAACUUCGUAAAUAACAGCAGCAGUUUAAGCUCAUACGCAACGUUCAAUGAUUCUGAAUCGAGUCCAAUCCUUGAACCAAGGGACUCAAAGUUUGGUACUAAACUAUGGUUAUCAAAAACGGACCUUAACUGUCCAAUUUGUCAGCAUGAUUUCUGCUUUAGCAUGCUUUUGUGUACUACUGGACAAGAACAAAAUGGCUUAACAGAAAACUCUAUGAAAGUAAUUCGUGAUUUGCAUUCUAGACUUCAUGGUGUUUCACUUGAAUGUACCGUUCUGAGGUCAGAACUUGAAGUUCUUUACAAAGCAUUUAAUUCAAAAUGUCAGGCAGUCAAGAUUUUAACGAAUAAUAAAUUUCAGUCAUCGGAUGAGAAUGGUCAAACGCGAAGUACUGUUUACGCAUCAACUGUUGAACUGGAAAAGGAAAUAAACAAACUGAAAAUAGACCUUGAAUUAAGUAAAGGUGCUCUGUUAUCACACCAGCAGUCGUCUAAAGCAAAAGUUCAACAAUUAAAUAAUGAAAAUGGAAAUUUAAGAAGACAAUUGGAAAAUUUACAACUUAAAACUGGACAAUUAUUAGAAGAAAAUAUGCAUCUUCUACAGAAGAAUACAAUGUUAGUCUGUUCACCUACAUAUGAAGAAAGAGUAGAAAAAUCACCUGAAAUAACCGAUUCAGAUAAAAGUACCAAGUUUUAUCUGAAUAAAAAUUCACUGGAGAAGUUAGCUGAUCAAGACGUUCCACUUACAUCAGAAGGCAUUCUUUAUGUACUAGAAAAUCAAAUUAAAUCACAAUUUCAUGAUAAAAGAACGUCAUUGCCUGAAAUAAAAACAAAUAUAAAAGAUGCUUCUAUUUCUCAGAAUGGAUUUCAAUUAUUUUUCAGUCGUUUACGUUCAUCUAAAAUAGAUAAGAUUUUAAACGUUCAACAGCAACAAGAACGGUCUCAUAAAUCUUUUUAUAUUGAAAAAGAUAGUCAGUGCGAUUUUGAUUCAUUCAUUCAUCAAAGUCCCGGUAUUCGUGAAAUCUCUGUCCCUUUAAAAUGUUUGUGUGUAAAUGAUUCAGAUGAAGUUUGUGAAUGCGCUCGAACUACUGUUAAUGUUCAACGACAACUUUUACAGUAUAAGUGCCAGCUUUCUGAAAUGACAAAAAAAAUCAAACAACUUGAACUAUCUGAAGACGCCCAUCGACACGCAUUAAAAGAACAAUACGAAAGAAACAAACACAUGUCUGUUCAACUGACCGGAAUUCUCCCAUACACAUCUGAAGAAUUACUGAACUCUCCAAAUUGUGCAUUAUCUUCUCAAUGUUCACCAACAGUAAGGAAAUCACUCAGAAAAUUCGAUUCUAGAAAAAAUAAAUCAACAAUUUCACAAACAUUAUCCUCUACAGAAUCGUUUCAGAAUUUAUUAUUAUGGUUUCAUAAAAUUUUAAAAUCAACUUCAAUUUCAUUGAAAAGUUUAUCCUCGUCUGAUAAUCAAUUAAUAUUUGAUCAAGAUAAAAAUAGUUAUAGUGUCAUGGAAUCUAUACACCCUAAAUCGAAAUCUCCAACAUAUAUUAAAAUGUCUACUGGUAAUUCUAUGUCGGAAUGUUUAACACUAUACAAUGAAUCAAAUCGAUGUCAAUAUGAUAAAAAUGCUUCAAUAGAUGGAAUUAAUAAAUUACGUGAUGUUUCAAAUAAAGAACAAAUUAGUUUUGCUACAAAACGAAAAAUAAGUUUGAAAAACGUUAAGUCUACAUGCAAUUCUAUGCUAUCACAAUUAGACGAUCUAACUAUAAGUGAUAAACUUAUUACUUCAGAUAAUCAUAUAAAGGGAAUAAAUGAUGAACCGAUUGUACAAAAUCAAACAGUUUAUCCACGUAAAAUUUCCAGAUCAUCUUCUAUUCAUGCAAAACAACUUAAGUCUCGAUGUCGAUCAAUGGAACAUGUUUCAUCGCCGAAAUUUUCUGAGGAUGAAAAUAUAAAUACCAUGUUACUGUAUCAGCUUUUACUUCAGUAGAUUAACAAACUUCUACUCACUGAAUUUUCAUAAAUAACUAUUACCUGGUUCAAAUUUGAAGAGGAAUUUCACGUUGUAAUUGUAUAUUCGAAAUGGUAUCAUUGUGAAUAAUGUUCAGCGAUAGCAAAAAAGGGGUGUGCCUAAGUAUUUUCCUUUGUUUUCUAAAAAAACAUUUUUCUUCGUAGUUGUAGAUACAGCGUACACAGCACUUCAAUUUUUGCAAUUUUAUCACAAAUUAACUAACACAAUCGCUGUAGUAGUCCAGUAUUAUAUCACAGUUAUGAGAAAUACGUUGCAAAUAUAUGAUGGUCAGAAGUAUACUUGUUUAGAAAUGUCCGUAAUUUGACUAGAAAGGAGAUAGCUGAACAUGAAUAAAAGCCAGAAACCUUCAUAGAAUAUUUCAGUCUUGCUAUAAGUUUAUUAAGGCACUUAAAUAUAAUAAAAAUACGACAGAUAGUUUUGAAAUAUAUAUGAAAUUAAACCAUAAAAUAACCCACUUAGAACGGGUACGCACUUUUUUAUCCUGACAAAAAUAUUAUAAACUGAUCAGUAUAUGAGUUGGUACACAUUCACAAUUUAUAUAAAGCACCCCACUAAUCUACAUCACAGGUAGGAUUAAAGAAGAUGACCUCAUGUAUGUAUCACUUUAUAAUAUUCCUAUUGCUAAAAAUUAACUUCUACAAAAGUGACUCCUUCAUGCGUCCUCUUAAUAACUAUGAAGCUUAUGGUAAGGAUGAAUAUACUAAUUUCUGUUACCUUAAUUUUUACUGAAAGGUUGUGUAUUCUAAUGUGCUAACUAGCUGAAAUGAGGAAAACCUACCGAUUGAUAGUAAACAUAUAGGAUUAAAAGCUGAGUCAAUAACACUGGUGACUACAUCGCAAAUCCAUCAAUAGAAUUAGAUAAGCUCAUAGAAAUAGAUUUAUAUGACAUUAGUUUUUUUACUCAAUAACACUCUAUCCUAAAACUUAAACCAUCUAUAAAAGUUCCUAAGGAUCUAGUUUUUUUCUGGUACCACGUAAAAAUAUUCGUUUUAUCUCAAGGUUUUCCCAAAAAUAUAUUUAGUAGUUUAUCCAGUCACUUUUGAUAGUGCACUUCAUUGAAUACGCUUUACCACUUAUAUUUCGGCAAUGAAUAAAGUAGGUAUGUACCCAUUCAUCUCAUUAAUGAGAUAAACGUAGUUCGAAAUGGAGGAAUCUGAUAUGUUUCAGUCCGAGAUAUAAAAUCUUUUCAAAUAUAGCUAGCACCACGUAAAAUAACUUCUUUUUAAAAUUAGCGUUUCAACGAGUUUUAGAAUAGAAUUUUUCCCUAUUUAUUCAAAUAUAUAGAUGAAAAAUGUUGCAGAACUUAUUGAGAAACAAAACCUAAUAUGUGAUAAACGUGUUCGCCGUUCAUCUUCGGUCGUUACAUGAAAUUAUUAACAAGCAAUGCAGUUGGUUUCCUUCUCUAAUGAAAAGCGAUUAACAAGUAGUUCCCCAUUACUUAACUUCUGCAAGACUUUAUGUAUAUUACUUCAUUAUUUGCUAAUAAAUGUGUUCCUUAUUCUUGACUCACUUAGUCCUAAACAUUUUUUGCAUGAUUCUCAUAUUUGCAAUUGACUUGACAUUUUAUCAUUUAUUCUUGCAGAUUUGAUUCUCUUAUGUAGAAAUGAUUUUAGCAUGUAUUUUUAUAUUAUUCCACAUGUUAAUUUCAUUAAGGUGGUAUUAAAUCCCUUAAGAUGAUAUGGUAAUUCAGUGGUGAAUGUAUUACUUCACGAAUCUACAAUUUAUUGACAUUUCGCGUGCAUGUGCAAAUUCUAAAUAUGUGCAUCUACUGAAUACUUUUAAGUAGUAUAUAGUUAUUUAAAACAAAACAUGUACAGGUUCGUAUACUAUUUUAAAUCAGUACAGUAAAAGGAAGUGACUAAGAGGAAGAAUAACAGUAGCGGAAAAAAUAGGAAGAGGAGGAAUUACUGGAUAAUUCUAAAUUUCGUGGAAUCACUUUAACACAGUAAGAAUAUAACGGACGAUUCAAUUGAUCAACGUCAAGAAAAUCAUUAACAAUUAUGUGCAAUAAACAGGCAACUCAGAAAAAAGAUACAAAUUAUUAUUGAAAACUCUGAAACAAACUUCGUCAGGUGAAAGUAUCGAUAACUGCCUGAUCAUAGAUUAAAUACUUCAAAAUCUGGAUCUUCAUUAAUUUGUGUAUUCAGAGAUUUGUACGAAAUGAUUAUGUACAAAUAUUUCUAAAUUGUUUGAGGAAAUAAUUGUUGACGCUUCAUAAUUUCUUGCUUUAAAACCAUCAUGAUGUUAACUUCAAUGCGAUCAUCUUCAUAAUAAAUUAUCUAGAAUAAAGUACUGAUCACAUACACAUAAUAAUCCUUUUUAGUAAUAAUUGCUUUAAAUAAUUCAGCCCACACAAAUUUCAUUACAUCUUAUAAUUCUAACCAAAAUAAACCUCACUAUGGACUGAUGCAUGGAAAUAUUUGUUUCUGAAGAAAAUCAUAUUUUAAACUUUAAGGUACAGCAUAACUAGGUGUAACUUAAACUGAUAAUACUGCAAAACUGGACGUACAAUAAAUAGUUCUGAAGUUACAAAUCAAACUGGUCAAUCAGUUGUGGCAAACUCAAAAUUUAGGUAAAAAAAAACCCAGUGCAUCCGACUGCUCAGACUGAUUUUAAACCACGUUAUCUAAAAUUCCCUACGACAGACUAUGACAACCCUGCCUAGCAGAACGAGGAAGCCUGAACCUCUUGACAUGUUCCAGAUCAAUAAGUAAUGAUUUCAUGUACUGAUGAUAUACCAUAGUCUAUCCAUAGUCUUCUAGUUUAACCUCAUCUUAGCCAGUAUAAUAAGUCGAAAUAAAUAGUUUAUUGGUAUAUGUAUCAUAAAAUACAUGUUAAAUACAAUAAAAGCUUGGAUAUAGAUUCAAGAACUGUAAAUAGAAUUCCUUCGACUGAAACACAUCACUCCGUAAAAAUAAUACCGCCUUAACAUUGAUUUUUGGGCUUUUUGAAACAGAGAGAUUGUCGUUACUGUUUUAAACUAUGACAGAUAUGAAAUUGUUGAAAAAUAGAUCGAUAAUUACUUGUUUAGUACUUACUAUAUAUAAAUGUUAGCAUGAAUUUCAAACACUUUUGUUUUUAAUAAUCAGGUCAACAAAGCAAAAUAAGAAACCUGAAAAUGAAUUUAUUUUUUCUAUACCUGAAAGUAAAUUAUUUUGUACAGAAA
Schistosoma bovis is the source of this 6278-nucleotide messenger RNA. The record is from the annotation of a GenBank genome assembly. Lineage: Eukaryota; Metazoa; Platyhelminthes; Trematoda; Strigeidida; Schistosomatidae.